AUGGGCAGCAAGUCGAUGAUCAAGUGGCCGAAGCAAAUCACGCCGUCUCUUGUCGAGACCCUAAUCCGCUCGGAGAAAGACCUCGACAAAGCGAUCUCCAUAUUCGACGCCGCCACAUUGGAGUACCCCAACGGCUUCCGCCACGACCCGACCACGUUCGGCCUGAUAAUCCAGCGCCUCCUCAGCGCGAACAAGUUCUUUCCGGCGGAGGACAUGCUCCUCCGGAUGAGGCGGGAGAACUGCGACAUACCCGAAGACGUGUUUCUCUCCAUCUACAGGGCCUACGCCAGGGUGCACAAGCCGCUCGAGGUUGUCAGGAUUUUCCGGGAGAUGAAGGAUUACGGCUGCCAGCCCACGCCGAGAGCCUAUGACGAGGUAUUCAACAUCCUUGUGAACGAGAGCCAUCUGAAAAUGGCAUUCCGAUUCUACCAUAACAUGAGGGAGAAGGGUAUCCCUGCCAGCGUGGCCUCCCUCAACAUUUUGAUUAAAGCCCUCUGCAAAAGCAAUGGGACUAUGGAGUCUGCUUUCAAGAUUUUCCGUGAGAUGCCCGCUCGAGGGCACACGCCAGAUUCAUACACUUACGGGACUUUGAUAAACGGGCUUUGCCGGGCCGGGAGGACCCUUGAGGCUAAGGAGCUUCUCAUGGAAAUGGAGGAAAAAGGCUGCUCGCCUUCAGUCGUCACCUACAGUUGCCUCAUACACGGCCUUUGCAAGCUUAAUAAACUCGAGGAUGCACUAAAGUUGUUUAAGGAGAUGAAGAGAAAAGGCAUAGAGCCUAACGUGUACACAUACAGCUCUAUUAUCGACGGUCUUUGCAAAAACGGGCAUUCUUCUCAGGCGAUUGAGUUGUUGUAG
Striga hermonthica is the source of this 855-nucleotide messenger RNA. The record is from the annotation of a GenBank genome assembly. NCBI's taxonomy places the organism in Eukaryota, Viridiplantae, Streptophyta, Magnoliopsida, Lamiales, Orobanchaceae.